Molecule: messenger RNA, 7225 nt
Organism: Diatraea saccharalis (sugarcane borer)
Lineage: Eukaryota; Metazoa; Arthropoda; Insecta; Lepidoptera; Crambidae
Source: the annotation of a GenBank genome assembly
AGCUAGUACAUCAGCAGCACGUUAGAUGGCCCAAAGGGUAUAUUGACAUUUUAUUCAUAAACAUCGAUGUUUGGCACGAAAAAAUCGAUGUUUUCUAGCUAAACAUCGAUGUUUAUUCAACAUCGAUGAAUAUCGAGCAUCCCUAAUGCAUGACACUGACAGACGGAGACGGCUCCUCGUGUUUUUGUUUUGCCCAUUUUUCCAGUUAUAUUAUUUUCUCCAUUAGCAUAUAUUUAUGUCUCAAUGAUUUUCUGAGUAAAUCCUAUUGUAUACAUUCAAUUUCAUCAACAUUAUUAUUAGAUAAAAUACAUUCGAGACUAUAACAUAUUAUAUAUCUCAAACUUCCUUUAAAUCAUAAUAAUGAUUUCUGAUGAAAAUGUGCUAUCGUUUUUAGAUUUACUUGAUUUGGACGAAGAGUUAAUUGAUUCGCGUCUUAAAUCCAUUAUGUCUCGAAGGGAAAUUUCUGAUAAACAUUUAGUAAGUGCAAUACAUCUCCUACAGUACAAACAAUUGGUAAAUCUGCAGGAAAACAGUGAAUGCGACAAUGAAGAAGAAUACGAAUUUUGUACAAAACUCGUUAGAGAAGUAAACGUAAGCAACAUUGAAAAUGUUUGUAAAAUAAUUACUAUAGCUCUCGGUUUAAAUAGCAGCACACUAGUAAACAAAUGUGAACAUUUUAUUCAACAAAUUCUAUCUGAAUUGCCUCCAAAAGAUGAGCCUGAUGAUACUAGAGCAAUAUUGAUACUUAAAGUAACCGAUAGUAUACUUCACGCUGUGUCAAAUUGUAGUACAAAAUUGUUUUUGCCACUUUUAGAAAUACCUGUGAAAAACAUUUUAUGUAGUUCAAAUGAAAAUAUGAAAAUACAAUUUCUCAGCAGUACAGUACCUAAAAUGUUUGCAGCCGUGACUGGUUUUAACAUACUGGAUUCAAUAUGGGAUUUUGUCAAGCAUUUACAUGAUGAUAACAGAUCAAUUGCAUUGAAAGUAUUGAGUUCACUUUCAGAUUACUAUUUGCCUACACCAGAUAAUAGUGGAGUUGUUUUGUUUGAAUCAAAGAUAGUGCUACAGGCAGAAUUUUGGCAAACUAUCCUAUAUGGAUUAUUGUCAACAGACUUGUUGUUAAGAAAAUUAUCUAUUUAUCUAGCUAAAAGGGCAUUAGAUUGUGUGUUAGCAAUGAAGAAAGAUGUUCUGGUUGAACACAAUGGUAACAUUAUAUUUCAAUGGAUACAUGCUGAAAGCAAUUCUCUAAAAACAAUGUGGGAUAAUUAUUUUAUUCUUAUUGAUAGCUUGGAGGAGAAGCAAAGUAACAUUGUUUUGCCAUCAUUAAAUUUAUUUCCAUCCUUAAAGGCCAUGGGCCACUGGUUGAAUUGUGCAUUCAAUAUAGGGCUGAAACAUGACAAUAUUCAAGUUAGAUUGAAAUGUAUAAAUCAUAGACUGGAAAUAAAACUGAACAGUAAGACUGAAGCUAUUGUGUUACUGGAAGCUCUUAAUUAUAUUAAUAUUUAUGAUAACACUCAUGAGGUUGAGGCUUUGAAAAAGAAAUUUAGUAUGUUUGUAAAGGACAAAGACAUACUAUUGUACAUAAUUGCAUCAAUACCGAUGCUCCAAUGGUCACCUGUACCACUUUACCAUUUGAGUUGUAUUCUGAGCGAUGAGGACCUUAAAAAUAAAAUCACAUUGGCAGGAGAGCAUAUUGUACCAAUAAUAUUGGAUAUAUUAAAAAUUCCAUGCAACAAUGUACCUCUAAGAAAAGCUAUACAUAUAAAUAUUGCUUAUUUUGUUGGAAACUGCUGUUCAGGACUCCACUGGAGAGAAUAUGCCAAUAUUUAUUUGUGUUUACAAAUGGAUUUAUCCAAUACUUCUAUUGAUAAAAAUCCAUUUCUAAAUUUAAUAAAAAAGAUGAUAAAUGAAGAUGGAAUCUUUUUUGACUUUAUACAACAAUCAUAUUUGAAUAUAGAUUUUGGUCUGUUUUACCUUCAACAGCACAAAGAAGAAUUACCAAUAUAUAUUGACAUCUUACAUGAAAAGAUUAAGAAAAUUGAUAAUAUUACGAAUCGGCACUAUUCAGAUAAAAGAGAAUGCCUUGAUGAUGUAAUUUAUCUAAACCAACUGAUUUGCAAAACUGAUAAUAAAAAUCAUGACAAUGUAAUAAAUAUAAGAGAGACAAUAAAUACAAUAAUUUCUUCAAAUUUUAAAACUAUUUUAUUAUAUAUUUCAAGUUUACUUGUUAACAAUACUAUAUUGACCAUAGAAGAAAUAGCUCUUAUUAGUGAUGGUUUACAUUCAAUAUUUAAUGCAAGAAACAUUGAACAAAUCAAAGAAGCAAUGUUACAACUAUAUAAGAUGUCAGUACUGUUUACAAAGGAUAAAAAUGUAGCUUUGGAAAGUGUUAUUUUAAGUUUGCACAUAAUACAUGGUUUAACAAAUAAUUCAGUAUUGCUCUCAAUUCCUGAACAAGAGAGGUUAAAUGUACAAGAUGUGUUAAAAAUUGCUGCAAAUUUUGAAAGUAAGCAAAGUAUAGGGAGGCUUAGAAAUAUGUUUUAUGAAAAAUCUUGUGAAAUAGUAUUUGAAAUGCUCAAUCAAAAGUAUUGCUGUACAGAUACACAUACAGACUCUAUAUUGGAGUAUAUUCAAGUUGUUCUAGAUUGUGGUGGUUAUGGAUGUCUACAAUUAUGUUUGAAAAUAAUUAAUAAGAUGUUACCAUUUGUGCUUAUGAGAACAGAUACAAAAUUCAACAUGGAGCAAUUCAUAUGUAGAAUGUGGAAGGAAAUAGAGGAAUUGAAAUCAAACAACCAAUAUACACCAUGCAUCAGAGAAUUUAUCAAUUUGAUCACACAUGAGCACCUGUUAAGGUUACCAACCUUCAACAAUAUAGUUCUGCUCUAUUGUAAAAAAAUUGUAGAUUAUGGUCCUGUGAAAGUAACACCUCUGUUUUAUUUAAUAAGUAAACUUAACAGUACAGUUCUUACAGUAGAUCAUGGCCAUGUUAUUUAUAUUCUCUGUGAUAUUUUAAUGUUCUCACCAGUACCACGAAAAGACCAAAGGAUUAUUGAAAAUCUUCUGGUGAAAAUAUUGAAAGAGGCCAAAUAUGGUUUUGACCAAACUUACCUAGGUACUCAUUUCAACUUUGAAGUUAAUUAUUGCUCUGUACUCAUAUUAUCCAAGAUUAAAGACACUGAAAUUCUUUGCACAAUUGAAAAAUUCAUUAAAAACAAAAUAGAUGAAUCAUUCAAAAACAAGCAAAGGUAUCAUGGUCACUCUCAGGGACACAGACUGCUGCUGACAGGGUUGCAACAUCUGCUUCUCAUAUCAUUAAUGAAAGUCAACAACAGUGGAACAAGAACGGACCCAACAGAAGAUAUGAACUGGUGUAUAGAGCUCCUAAAAAAAUUACCUCAUCAAAUCAGUGUUAGAAUAUGUCUGGAAUGGUAUAUUGCAUUGCAUUUGGUUAAAAUGAAAAUCAGUUUAAAUGAAGAGUUAUUAGAAAGUUUUAAUGACAUCCCCCUCAUAUCACAGCUUUUCGUACUGUAUUGGACAGCGAAACGCAUAAUUUUGAGUGAAAAAGACGACGCAUCAGGACAAUUCGAGUUUGUUAUGGAUUUUCUAUUAUGUCAUACAAUGGGCCCGAUGUUCAAUACAAGACUGCAUGCACAAUAUUUAGCUACUAAACUUAAUGAAGUAUCGCAUAUUAUUAUACCAAAAUACCCGUUCAUCAUGACUUUAAUAGAAAGAACAUUUAAAGAAGGCGAAAAUGACAAAAAUUAUGUAAAGAUAAAGGAUGAUUAUUUUAUUAACAAUUUUGAUAUCAUUCAGGAUUUAACACCGAGUUUUAUUUACUAUUUCCUGCCGAAAUAUUGCGAAAUUAACAACGAGUUUAUCGACAUAGAUUAUGUUAGAAGUACUUUCAAUGCAGUAAAUUCAAAUAUAUCUGAUAAUAUGCUAAGCACUGAUUUUCAUAAAGAAUGGGUCGAUUUUCACCGAACCGAUGAUGAAAUAUUUUCUCUAAACAUUUGCAAUGAAGAAGGAGGUAAACUCUAUGAAGGUAUUGAAGCAUCCGGAACCAUCCAAAAGAAAUAUGUUCCCUGGAAAAAUAUGAGUGAUGUUUAUGUGUAUGAAGCAGAAAGAAAGGUUGCUAUGAUUUUCGGUGUAGAUGGCGCAUGUCGAGGUAAGGAAUUACUGAAUAUAUCAAUUGAAGAUAUACAAAAGCACUCUGAUCAACUACUACUAGUAACAUUAAAUAGUACAAAAACAAAAAGAUCUUUUGUAGUGCGCAAUGAACGAGUAAAGUACGUCGAGAAAUAUAUGGCCUUACGCCCCUCCGAUGUCAAAACAAAUAGGUUUUUCUUGCACUAUCUUAACGGGAAGUGCACCAGGCAGGUGAUAGGCAAGAAUAAAAUUGGUACGAUGCCAAGGGAAAUAGCGACUUAUUUGAAACUACCAAAUCCUGAGCUGUAUACGGGACACUGUUUCCGCAGAACAUCCGCUGCGCUGUCGAUCUUAAUAGAUCCUAAUAGAAAACCUUCAGAUAUUGAGCCUUGUACUACGAGAGAAGUAUUCAUAGAAGAUCCUCUGCAUCACGAUAUUAAGAUGGAAGUGGUCAGCUGUGCUGUUGAUCCUUGGACAUCAUCUCAACUGCGCCCGUCGACGUCGAAAGGUGAAACUGACGAAUGCCUGACAUCAGCUCCGCAUACCGAAGUUACUACUUUGCUAAAGCAUAGCAUACUGAUUAAACGAGAAACUGAAUCAGAUUCUGAAUAUAUAACGGAUUCACAAGAAAACCCAUAUACCGAAGCUGUGCUCGAUAUUAAGAAAGAAAACAAAAGUGAGCUGAUCGUAGUGGCGUCGCUAAUAGAUAAACUCCCGAACUUGGGUGGGAUGGCUAGGACAAGCGAAGUAUUUGGCGUGAAGACAUAUGUCGUGGACAGUUUGCGUCAUUUGCAGGACAAGCAAUUCCAGAGUUUAAGUGUGUCAGCUGAGCGAUGGAUUAAUGUGGAAGAGGUACGGCCAGGGCAGGCUUUAAAACAAUAUUUAAUCGCAAAGAAGUCUGAAGGUUAUUGCGUCGUGGCAGCUGAACAAACGUCCACUAGCGUUAAACUGCAAAACUUCCAAUUCCCAAUGAAGACUUUAUUGUUGCUUGGGCAUGAAAAGGAAGGAAUACCAUGCGACUUGCUCCCCAUCAUGGACUACUGUGUAGAAAUACCUCAACAAGGUUUUGUGAGAUCACUGAACGUACAUGUCACAGCAGCAAUUUUUAUCUGGGAAUAUACUAGACAGAAUAUUUUAUAAUUCCCAAAACCAUUUUUAAAUAAAAGUAAUACAUAAACUAAUCAGUAUUUAAUUCAGAUUUGCAGAAAAACUUAACAGUUCUCGGUAAUAAUGUAACUUUUAUGGGUUUCAAUUCAAAUUCUUCAUUGUCUAUCUCAAUCAGGACUUCAUUUGUAGUUUCGUUAGGAAUCAGCUCGACAGUUCUUGCUGGAAUUACGUCCAAUUUGUUUGACUUCCUCUUUAAGCGAUUCCAACCUUCUGACACAAACUCUGUGUAUGAAUAUCCAUUUUUGCCAAGCAUAAUAUUUAAUGAUGGUUGAUAGAACUGAUUUCGUAUGUUAUUUGUUUCUAUUUUGAAUUCACAUGUUUUAAUGCAUAACUCCUGUGAUGUUGAACAUUCAGGGUUCAAAACUUUUGAUUGAUCAUAUUCUUGUACUGUUUCUGUCCUUGGCAUGAAAAACAACCAUUUCCUUUUUACUUCUUGUUUCCUUUGUACACAGUUACUGCAACCAGCACAUGGUGGUGAGUAUUUGAUUAUACCACUGCAGUUCCAUGUCAGAGAUUGUUUAUAUCCAUUGAAUAGGAAUGAUGCAUAUUCUCUUAAUGAUCCACAGAACCAGUACUUAUCUCUUUUAGAUAAUACAUCUCUAAAAACUCCCCAUUCUAAACAAGAUAAAGCAUAAAUUGGUCUGUUUGGCUCCUCAUCUUCUUUAGGGACAGGUUCAAUUUUCAUUGCAUCUUUCCAAACAGUAUUGCCUUCAAUGAUAGCCAUGCAAGCCUCAAUGAGCUGCUUGACUUUGUCAACUCCCUUUCCAUCCGGAAACAUUGAGUUUCCAAAUGUAUUUGUGCGACCGAGUGGCAGAAUUCCAACUGGAAACUGAUUUGCACCAUCAUUUCUUCGUAAAAGACCUGUAAUUUGUUAAUUAUAUACAAUGUUCUUUUUAUUGCCAUUUUGUACUGUUAGUAUAACACAACUACUUUACUGACAUAUUUUAGUAAAAUUUCAAUAAAAAAUAUAGACAAGCAAAGAUCAUAUUUUUUACACUUCAUUACUUAUUAAAUAUUUAUCUGAAGAACUCACUAAAUUGUAAGUAUUUUAAAUUUAACUUACUCAUUACUACUCUUAAUGAAAAAUGCUUAAAAUUCCACUAGGCACAGGUACUCAGAAAUGGGACUCAAACCCACAACCCUUUGGAAUCCAGGUGCCCAGAAUUAAGAAUAGUUUCCAGUAUAGUAAAUUAAUCAAAUAUAAUAAUUACCUGUUACUGUUUCCGACAAGGUUCCAUCUCCACCGGCAACUAUAAUAGCUUCAGUACCACGCAGAUUUUCAGCUAUUUCCUUAGCAUUUCCUUCUGAAGCUGUCUGAACAACAUCAACUUGUAAACCAGCUAAAUGAAGAAGAGGCUCACAGUACUUCUCAAAGUCUUUCUUGGCCUUUCUUUUGUUUGCUACUGGGUUUAGAAUGACAGUGACUAAAGUAGGAUUUCUAUCCAUGGGUAUGAGAGAGUCUCCAUAUUUAGCAGCCUCUUUACAAGCUGCAUGCAUCAAAAUAUUAAUUCUGAAUAAAAAAGCAGUAUUUGAGUUAUUACACACAAAACAAUUUAACCUAACAAUUAAAUAAAGAGCAAAGUCAACUGAUUAAUGUGAAACUGUUUCCAAGACCCAAUUAGUAGAAAUAACCCUUCAAAAACUUACUCAUAUUUUUCUUUCGCUUUAAUAACUCCGUAAGACAGAGCAAUUACACCAACUACUGAUUUUUUCCAAUUGUUACGUAUUGUUUUACUAAGUUUUAUAACUUUCUCCAUUAUAGCAGCUUUUUACUAUCCAGAAUAGAACGGAAGUUUUAAUACAACAUCUCAGUAUUUCAUAACCAUUACAUACAUUUUAGAAAUAUUUUAUUUAGAGGUUAUUUAUUAUUUUAUACCACUACUACCAAAAACGAGUCCAAUAAUGUAUUCAA